UGCGUCCCGGUCCCCGGCUUUCCCCCGUGUCUCCGGCCUCGCCAGCCCAGCCACCUGUGCUCCCCGGUCCGCGUCCCUGUCUGCGCCCUCCUCGAGGGCCCCGCCGCCGCUGCCCUGGCGCUUCCCGCGGGCCCAGCCGAGGCCGCCUGCGCCCUGUGCCAGCGCGCGCCCCGCGAGCCGGUGCGCGCCGACUGCGGCCAUCGCUUCUGCCGGGCGUGCGUGGUGCGAUUCUGGGCGGAGGAGGACGGGCCCUUCCCGUGUCCCGAGUGCGCCGACGACUGCUGGCAGCGCGCUGUGGAGCCCGGCCGCCCGCCGCUCAGCCGCCGCCUGCUGGCGCUCGAGGAGGCUGCCGCGGCGCCCGCGCGCGACGGCCCGGCCUCUGAGGCGGCGCUGCAGCUGCUGUGCCGAGCCGACGGGGGCCCGCUGUGCGCCGCUUGCCGCAUGGCCGCGGGGCCCGAGCCGCCCGAGUGGGAGCCCCGCUGGAGGAAGGCGCUGCGCGGCAAGGAGAACAAGGGAUCUGUGGAGAUCAUGAGGAAAGAUUUGAACGAUGCUCGGGACCUGCAUGGCCAGGCUGAGUCCGCCGCUGCUGUGUGGAAGGGACAUGUGAUGGACCGGAGGAAGAAGGCCCUGACUGACUACAAGAAGCUUCGGGCCUUCUUUGCCGAGGAGGAGGGGCGCUUCCUGCAGGAAGCAGAGAAAGAGGAAGGGUCCCUGGACGACGAGGAUGAGGACCCAGCGGAGAGGUUCAGGUCCCUGCUGCAGGCUGUGUCGGAGCUGGAGAGGAGGCACCGCAACCUGGGCCUCAGUAUGCUGCUCCAGUGAUGUGCUGCUUGCCCAGGCAGCAGGCAGAGGAAGCUCGUUCCAUCCCCAGCCUGAAGCAGCUCCUCCAUCCGCCUCCUUCUGGACCCCCCUGUCAUCCUUCAAGACAACCCAACCCUGAGUGUCUUCUAGGUGUAGAUGUGGGCUGCGAACUCUAAGUGCUCAACUUGAGUUGCUGAAGACAGUUCUCCUCAGAAGAGUGUUUGUGUUCCCUUUUCCUCUAGGUGUUCAUGUUUCUAGGCUAUAAACAUUUCACUGUAGAGAUCUGUAUUGGGGGUAAGUUAACCUAAGUGUAUCCCAACUCCAUAAAGUUCUUUUCACUGCC
Messenger RNA from Kogia breviceps (pygmy sperm whale), 1144 nucleotides. RefSeq names its product ring finger protein 187 (gene RNF187). Gene Ontology annotation, cellular component: cytoplasm. Gene Ontology annotation, biological process: protein ubiquitination; regulation of gene expression. Gene Ontology annotation, molecular function: ubiquitin protein ligase activity. NCBI's taxonomy places the organism in Eukaryota, Metazoa, Chordata, Mammalia, Artiodactyla, Physeteridae. The record is from RefSeq and is a predicted model, not a curated record.